Molecule: messenger RNA, 1767 nt
Organism: Miniopterus natalensis
Lineage: Eukaryota; Metazoa; Chordata; Mammalia; Chiroptera; Miniopteridae
Gene: RRS1
Product: regulator of ribosome synthesis 1
Biological process (GO): endonucleolytic cleavage in ITS1 to separate SSU-rRNA from 5.8S rRNA and LSU-rRNA from tricistronic rRNA transcript (SSU-rRNA, 5.8S rRNA, LSU-rRNA); ribosomal large subunit biogenesis; ribosome biogenesis
Cellular component (GO): preribosome, large subunit precursor; nucleolus; nucleus
Molecular function (GO): protein binding
Source: RefSeq, a predicted model, not a curated record
UCUGGCCGUUCGCACGUGGUUGUGUUGCCCGGGUUUGAGCCGGCGCUGGCGGAGUAGUAAUCUGGCCUGUCUUCCCGGAGCUCGAGAGCCGAGCCGGAACCAUGGAGGGCCAGAGCGUGGAGGAGCUGCUGGCAAAGGCGGAGCGGGACGAAGCCGAGAAGCUGCAGCGCAUCACGGUGCACAAGGAGCUGGAGCUGGAGUUCGACCUGGGUAACCUGCUAGCCUCGGACCGGAAUCCCCCCACGGGCUUGCGACGCGGGGAACCCACGCGGGAGGCUGAACUGCGGGCCUUGGCGCGGGACAACACACAGCUGCUCAUCAACCAGCUGUGGCAGCUGCCCACGGAGCGCGUGGAGGAGGCGCUGGUGGCGCGGCUGCCGGAGCCCACCACUCGCCUGCCGCGCGAGAAGCCGGUGCCCCGGCCGCGGCCGCUCACGCGCUGGCAGCAGUUCGCGCGCCUCAAGGGCAUUCGUCCCAAGAAGAAGACCAACCUGGUGUGGGACGAGGUGAGCGGCCAGUGGCGGCGGCGCUGGGGCUACCAGCGCGCCCGCGACGACACCAAGGAGUGGCUGAUCGAGGUGCCGGGCAGUGCCGACCCCUUGGAGGACCAGUUCGCCAAGCGGAUUCAGGCCAAGAAGGAGCGGGUGGCCAAGAACGAGCUGAACCGGCUGCGGAACUUAGCUCGCGCGCACAAGAUGCGGCUGCCCAGCUCGGCCGGUAUGCACCCUACAGGACACCAGAGUAAAGAUGAGCUGGGCCGCGCCCUGCAAGUGGCCAAGGUCUCCACCGCUUCCGUGGGGCGCUUCCAGGAGCGCCUGCCCAAGGAGAAGGCGCCCCGGGGUUCCGGGAAGAAGAGGAAGUUUCAGCCCCUUUUCGGGGACUUUGCCGCGGAGAAAAAGAGCCAGUUGGAGAUGCUGCGAAUCAUGAACAGCAAAAAGCCUCAGCUGGACGUGACGAGGGCCACCAAUAAGCAGCUGAGGGAAGAGGACCAGGAGGAGGCGGCCAAGAGGAGGAAGAUGAGCCAGAAGGGCAAGAGAAAGGGGGGCCGGCAGGGUCCUGGGGGCAAGAGGAAAGGGGGGCCGCCCAGCCAGGGUGGGAAGAGGAAAGGCUUGGGAGGAAAGAUGAAUUCCGGGCCGUCCGGCUUGGGUGGCAAGAGGAAAGGAGGGCAACACCAAGGAGGAAAGAGGAGGAAGUAAAGUUCACCCCCCAGUCGCCCUGCCUGUAAACCAAGAACUAUUACAAAGGUUACUGCCGAAGUCCUGGAGGCGGGUGCAGAAGGGGGCCACUGCCUUCAUUGAGGCAGAAGGGAUAGGAUUGCCCUCCUCUCAAGGCAUUUUGUAAAUGUUGGACUUAAUGUUUUUCCAACAUCCAGGUGUUUGGCUGGAGAUUUAAAAGAUGUAUUUGAGGACAUAAAAAUUAGAGAAAGAAUUUGAUUGAAACUGGAAAUGAAACAGCCUUCUUUUUUUAACUUUGAAUGUGGUGUGAGGGAGAGUUGUACAUAUUUCAGAGACUUAAAAUAGGUUGAUUUCAUUGUUAUUUUUUAUAACAAGCUUGUGUAUUUAUGAAAGCAGAUGGGGCACACAGAAAGAUUACAUUUUCAGACCUGGCCUUAAAAGUAAUUGCGAAGUUAUUUAAUAAAAGUGUGUCUGUAUCUGAUGUUGCUUUUAACUGUUUGGCUAUUGAUAGAGAUCUUAAGUAAAGCCAGUGCUGGAUUAUCUGGUACAUACUAUUUUCGUUUACUUUCUUAAAAAAAAACAAAACACAAAA